Molecule: messenger RNA, 1922 nt
Organism: Haliotis rubra (blacklip abalone)
Lineage: Eukaryota; Metazoa; Mollusca; Gastropoda; Lepetellida; Haliotidae
Product: alpha-(1,3)-fucosyltransferase C-like
Exons: 3
Coding region: 435-1610 (391 amino acids)
Cellular component (GO): membrane
Molecular function (GO): alpha-(1->3)-fucosyltransferase activity
Source: RefSeq, a predicted model, not a curated record
AACCUGUAUGGGUGCGGUUGUAUACAAUCUGGGUCACGGCACUGAUACGGUUAGGAGAUCGCACACAAAUGAUUUCGCAAUGAGGAGAGGCAUGUCGUGUGUUUUUCGAAGGGGAUUUAGAACUGAACUGGUCAAGUUGACGAUGGACACAAUGACACUGUGAUUCAAGUACAGAACGUCAGUGCAAAACAAUACCCAGGCUUGACUACCUUCAGAAAGAUUCCUUUUUGUGUAAAGGGAAUAAUAGCGAUGAAAAUAAUAUGAAUGGAUCGCUGAAAGCUAUUUUAAGAACAAGGAAUCCAACAAGGGUAAUACCAGAUUUUCAGGACUCAGCCUUACACCAAGGUAGAUCAACGGGACCUUAUUUUGUCAAGGUGAACGCAUGACGUCAAAAAACAUCACUAAGGACUGCGGAUCAUCACUAAAUCAUCGAUAUGAAACGGUUAUUACGACAUUCAAGAUUAACUCUAAACACACGUCUUCGAAUAUGUUUCUUCUGUCUCAUACUAUUCGCUGGAGGCCUAUUUCUGGAAAUAUUUAAUGUGUCAGAAGUUUCAGACAACGAAUAUAUUCAUAUUUUCGACGCUGGAAAGGCUCCAAACUCCUCACAUAAAACCAUCCUUUUGUGGACGUCGCUAUUCGACAACAGCACGUGGACACUGCCAAAUUUAAACAUACGUAGCUGUCCAAAUUAUUACCCAAGUAAAUGUGACCUGACAACCGAUCGAACGCGCCUCGUCUCAAGCGAUGCGUUGUUAUUUCACAUUGGGGACGUAUAUAAACUGCCUUCGAUUAGACGGUCCGAUCAUAUCUGGGUUAUUUUCAAUAUGGAGGCUUUACCAAACAUAAGGCAAAGUUUCAAACAUUUUAAUGGCCUUUUCAAUUGGACAAGCUGGUAUAGGACGGAUUCGACUGUACCUAUGUCAUAUGGCUAUGCUUUAAAGCGGUCUAUAAGAGACACAGAAGCACCUUUAGAUAUAUUCGCUGAGAAAUCCAAGAUGGUGUUUUGGGCUGCUAGCAAUUGUGACGACCGAGUUCAGCGAUACAAGAUGGUGAACGAACUGAAACAAUAUGUCGAUGUGGAUACGUAUGGUCGAUGUGGGGAACUGGUUUGUGACAAGACAGAUAAAAAGUGUUUUGAGAAGCUGGCGGAAUACAAGUUCGUACUUUCUUUCGAGAAUAGCCACUGUCGUGAUUACGUUACAGAGAAGUAUUGGUUGGCGUUGAGGAGGCGACAGAUUCCUGUCGUAUAUGGCGGGGCUGAUUACGAAUCGUUGGUACUCCCGAACUCUUACAUCAACGUCCGGGAUUUCGCCAACCUAUCAUCACUUGCGACUUAUAUGCUUGACGUCGCUGAGAACAGAACGUUAUAUAACAGCUAUUUUGAUUGGAUGAGGGAUUAUGAAUUGCCCCCCUGCAAUCAAGAGUUGAAUGAGCACUGUUUUGAUAUGGAGUCGUAUUUCUGUUCCCUGUGUGGAGCUCUGCAUGAAAGGACUGUACCGUCUCAAGUGUACAGCAACUUGCAUAGGUGGGCUACAGAUGACCUACCACAGUGUGAGGAGUUUUCAUAUUUCAGGUGGAUCAUCUCAUGGAUACUACCGUUCAUGUAGCUUGUGCCGUGAUGAGGACCCUGGAAUAGAUGGCAGUGCAAUUGGGGAUUCCAGACAAGACAUUCUCAGAAUUAUUUGAUUCAGAGCUUUCCUUGGCCACCAGUGUGGACAAAAAGCAUGGAACUGUUGCACAACCAUAGUGUCACACAUACUGAUCUAUUUAUUCUUAAUUUAAAAACAAUCACUCGAAUCUCAUUAAAAAGAUCAUUUUCAUCUAAACUAGCACACGGCAGUAACCCCAUCAACACCAAAAUCAUCAGUGACAGCAACAGCCUCAUCAGCACCAACACUAUCAUCAACAACUACAUCUUU